GCAAGUAAGAAACGGCGGAGUGCCAUGGCUGGGGCAUUUCUCUACCCGUGCCUGCUCUUCCUCGCCUCAAUCGCCACCGCUUCCUCGCACUCGCAGUGCCUCGACAACCCGCCGGACCUCAUGGCGCGCGGCCACGAGGCGGGCACGGUCGUCGCUGACCUCGCCGGCUUCAAGGCCUACGUCACCGGCGCUGCCCACUCCCACCGGGCCAUCGUCCUCGCCUCCGACAUCUUCGAGCAGAAGAGAAAAAAGAGGAUACAAGAGGAAAUGGAGGAAAUGGAGAGGGAGAGUGAGGGACGUGUGAUGCGAUGGCUAAACACUGAUGUUACUGCGCUCCGUCUAGAAGAGUUGGAAGAGUUCCAUGGAGAGCUUACUGCGCUGGAAUGCAUGGUCAAUGGAAGGUUGUACUGGUUGCUGCAACAAGCCAAGAAAAUGAAGAAAACACUGCCGCAAUUCCAUGGCAAGGAAACGUCAACUGCACAAUUCAUGUCCCCGUUCAAGAAUGUCAUGCCAAUGUCAAGCACUCCUUUCAGUUCUACCAAUGGUCAGUUCAUCAUUUCACGGCUUUGAGGCCGAACACCUUUUGGAAUAAUAAGUACUCUGAUGAUAUAAGAUUGCAUCGCUGGUCAUGAAUGUAAUGUAGUGACCAAAAAUAGUACUCCGUAUUACAUUGUGUGUUUCCUUAUAUUAACUUCAUAUGUUUACACCUUGAUGCUAUCAA
This is a messenger RNA of Brachypodium distachyon (stiff brome), 721 nucleotides long. RefSeq lists its product as uncharacterized. The record is from RefSeq and is a predicted model, not a curated record. NCBI's taxonomy places the organism in Eukaryota, Viridiplantae, Streptophyta, Magnoliopsida, Poales, Poaceae. The transcript has 2 exons. The coding region runs from base 25 to 570 and encodes 181 amino acids.